Messenger RNA from Thamnophis elegans (Western terrestrial garter snake), 2527 nucleotides. RefSeq names its product glutathione S-transferase omega-1-like. NCBI's taxonomy places the organism in Eukaryota, Metazoa, Chordata, Lepidosauria, Squamata, Natricidae. Bases 121 to 963 code for a protein of 280 amino acids. Gene Ontology annotation, biological process: glutathione metabolic process. Gene Ontology annotation, molecular function: glutathione transferase activity; glutathione dehydrogenase (ascorbate) activity. The transcript has 6 exons. The record is from RefSeq and is a predicted model, not a curated record. Gene Ontology annotation, cellular component: cytoplasm.
GCUCUGCGGAAGUUUACCGCCGUAGUAGAUCAAUUCGCUCAGCCCUCCAAGUUGUUUACUUCUUGUCAAUCACUCAACUCGAAGCUCUUUAGCAUCCAACGGAGGGAGAGCUGCCCAUUAAUGAAGAGGGAGGAGCCAGACUGCGUCGAGGGGCCGGUGGAGAGAAAAGGCGGCGUCUUAAGGAAAAAUUCCGACGUGCACAGCUGGUUCCGUUUUCUGGUGACCCGAAGCAAGAUGUCUGGGGAAUUCGCUAGAAGCUUGGGGAAAGGAACUCCUGCUCCAGGACCAGUGCCUGAAGGAACCAUCCGUCUGUACAGUAUGCGUCACUGCCCUUUUGCACAGAGAACAGUACUCGUCCUAAAAGCCAAAGGAAUCAACCAUGAAAUUGUAAAUAUCAAUUUGAGAAACAAACCAGACUGCUUUUUUGAGAAGAACCCACUUGGAAUGGUACCUGUGCUAGAAACAAGCAAGGGUCAGCUGAUCAGUGAAUCUCCAAUCACUUGUGAAUAUUUGGAUGAAGUUUACCCAGAAAAGAAGUUGUACCCUGCAGAUCCUUAUGAAAAAGCUUAUCAGAAAAUGCUUCUAGAAUACUUCUCCAAGCUACAUCCAAUGUGCUUUGACUAUAUUCGGGCUUUCAGGAAUGGUGAAGAUGCAUCAGCAUUAAAGAAGGAGUUCCAGGAGAAGAUUCUAAAGCUUGAAAAGAUGCUCGCAAACCACAAAACUAAGUUUUUUGGUGGAAAUUCAGUAUCCAUGAUUGAUUAUCUAAUCUGGCCAUGGUUUGAACGGAUGGAGGCCUUUCAGUUAAUUGAAUGUUUGGACCAUACUCCAGGGUUAAAAUGCUGGGUUGAUCUGAUGAAGCUUGAUCCAGCUGUUCAGGCCACAAUAACUGAUCCUCAAAUCUUCAAGGGCUUCCUUGAAUUAUAUUUCAAUAGUAGUCUUGAGGCCUGUGAUUAUGGGCUCUGAAAACUAUGGAAAGCUUUUUCAGUGGAUGACAAGGGGUAUUGAUACCUAUUGCUCCAGCGUGUCAUCUGAUAUUUGAAAUGCUUUGCUCAGCUUUGAUAUUUUUUGUGGUAUGCUAUUCAACCAGUAUAUAAUUGCAAUGAGAUGGUAAUUAUCUGCAAUAAAUUAUCUGCAAAGAUGGCAUGAAUUAAGCUUAGAAAUUAGUAGGCUGUGCUGUGAACUAAAUGCUUAUGAGCAAAUCCAGAUUUUCCUGGAAGGAUGUUUUAAGAGAAGGAGGCAGGAGAAUUCCAAGAACAUUGGAAGUACUGUAGAUUUAUAUUCAAUCACUAAUAUAUGUGUAUCAACAGCAAGUCAAAAGAUUGAACUAUGGAGGCUUUGCAUGAAAAACCUGUGCUUUAUUAUAGCUAUAGCCUUCCAUUUUGUAUCCCCUUAUUUAGGCAACUGGAUAGGAAAUUAGAACAAAGUGGCAUGCAUAGAAAACUAUUGUCCCUAGCCUAGAGCAAAGGGUCCCUUGGUCUGGGAAGUUACUUUGGUUCUUCUGUAUUAUUUUUCAGUUUGGCAAAGUGAUGAACUAUGACCAUUUUUGAGAGCAUCUAAAAAUAUAAUUCUCACAGUUCCCCAGAUGUUUUCAGUUUUAGGUUUUGCAUAAAGAGCCAGCAUAUCCAAAUAUAAUGUUGCUAAGACAAAUUACAGGUAUUCCUCACUUAUCAAGCUUUUCUUUAGCAACUGUUUGAAGCUACAACACACUGAAAAAAGUGACUUAUGAUCAGUCUUUGCCCUUACAAUUGUCAGAGUCUCUCCACAAUCAUGUGAUCAUCAUUUGAGAUCUUGGCAGCUGUUGUACAUUUAUGACGGGAAUAACAUCCUCAGUUGCCAUUUGUGAUCUUCCCAGACACUUUCAGCAAGCAAUAUCACUAUAUUAGUAUAGUAUAUGUAGAUGAAAUCAGAUUGGUGAAGGCAACUAUAUAGAAAGCAUUUGGUUUUGUUGGCUUGCACUUAAAUUGAGAUCAGUAUGAUAAAUGCACGUUUCUAGUUUUGAUUUACUUGCAUUUACCUCAGGACACAACCUGCUAUCUCAGGCUUGAACUUACCUUUGUCAGUUUCAACCAUAAAUUUAUUGUUCCAUAUUUAAGUCUUGACUUUAAAGUAAAAUUGAAGUAUUAGAUAGUGUCUCUUUAGUUCAGGUGUUAGGGUUUGUCUAAUCAAAUUUGGCCAAAUAUUCUAUUCAAUUCAAUUCAAUUCAAUUCAAUUCAAAUUGAGCGCAAUAUUCUUUUCUAACCCAUGUUCCCAUCUGGUUCAGGAAACUUUGCAUUUGGUUCAAGAAAUUUUGCAUACUUGUUUCCUUACCUGGUGCUGGUUUGUAGCAGCAUGAGUAUUCUCCAAGGUAAUAAUGUUUGAAAAGCAGGUUAACUUAGAUAAGUACAGUUGCAUCAAACAUGAAGCCCCAUAUAAACGAGAUGUACACCUACAUGGUACAAGGUUGAACACAUUUUCCUGAAAAUUUAUGCAUACUUAACUAAUGCAUAAUUACAGGCUCAAAAUAACAAAACCGUAACAAAACCACGAA